Messenger RNA from Trichomonas vaginalis G3, 2619 nucleotides. RefSeq names its product armadillo (ARM) repeat-containing protein family. Lineage: Eukaryota; Parabasalia; Trichomonadida; Trichomonadidae. The record is from RefSeq and is a predicted model, not a curated record. The transcript has a single exon. The coding region runs from base 1 to 2619 and encodes 872 amino acids.
AUGGAAAAUGAUUUUAAUGAAAUCCUAAAUGAAUUAAAGCGUGUUAUCUCUCUCAAUGAAAACAAGGCUUCCCAAGAAUACAUAGACUUCCAAAAUAAGAUUCUCUUAAACACAGAUUACAUUUUCUCUUGUGUUAGUAACUUUAAUUCAUUAUCAAGCGAUGCAGAGAUAUCAACUAUUUUAUCAAUAGUUACUUGUCAUAUUAGAACAAGUUUUGCUGAAUUAAAUCAAGAUCAAUUAUUGGAAUUAUACAACCUUGCAUUUGGAACAUGCGUUCAACGAUGGAAUACAUUCGACAAUGAAUCAAAAAACAAAUCUGCCACGCUUCAAGCUCAAAUGUGCUACAGAUUAUAUCCAGAGUAUAAACCCGAUUUUAUUGAUUUAAUUCAAACAUUGGAACCAAGAGAACUUAAAUUUAAGAUCAUGCGAGAAUUUACAAAUAUCAUUUCCCUCUUAGAUCCAUUGAAUUUUCAGAUCACCAAUAAUUUAAAGAAAUAUUUAGUUGAAAACGACUUAAACAAGAUCUUACAGAUUAUUUACGAAGGGUUAGUUGCAGAAAAUGUUGAUUCCUUUUUUGCAUUAUCCUAUUUAUCGUUUGCAGUCUCUCCUGAUUGGGUAACAAACAAUGACAUCGUUGGCGCAUUCGGUAAUGCCAUACAAAACGCGGAACUUUGUCCUCCUUACAUUUCAGUUUUAACAUCUUUGAUAGAAUCACCGAUAAACCAAUAUAGAAAUGAUAUUUUCAAUUCAUUUGCUAUCCCUGAUGUCCUUGCCUCCAUUCUCGACAAUAAACCGACCGAAGAUAUCUUAAUUUCUGCAGCUCAUUUACUAAAUUCUUGUGGUCGACUUGUAGACCUAAACGAAGAGCAGACAUUCGCUCUAAUUGAACAAUCACUUGCAUUCCUUGAUAUUCCUUUGAACGAAGUCUCUCAAGAAGUUUUAUCUUAUAUUAAUAACUCAAUAUACGAUCGUUCCCAGUACUGCGGCAUAUUUUUCCAACACCUUGCUGGAAGGCUUGUUGUUUACAUCGAAAAUAAUCCUUUUCCGCUUAUGUCGACAUUAUAUUCCAAUUUUCUAAGGUCUAUCACAAAUUGCUUCAGAGAAAAUGCAAAUGAUACUAUGCAAGAGUGUACCGCUUUCUUUUUCGAAGACGGACAGCUUUUAGAAAGUAUUCCGAAAUUAUCUGCCCUUUUGUCAAUUUUGACCGACCAAAUAUCACUUAGAAUAUGUAUUGAAGACUUUAUGAAGUUGAUUGACACGAUUUUUUACUCUAUAAUUGAAUUUUUACAGGGAAUUCAGAGUUUAAAGGAAAAAGACAGUUUUCCUUUGAUAUAUACAUUCUUUAAGCUCAUGGAUACAUUCAUACAACACUGCGAAUCAUUUUUCAUGGAAAAUGACAGAUCUACAAGAAUAUUCCAAACAUUAAUGAAUUUAUUAGUACUCGAACAGGACAGUGACAUGAAGCAGAAGCUCCUUGGCCUACUCUUCCAGCUUUCUAAGUCAAGAGCAACGAAAUCUGGUCAAUUAAACCUGGCAGAAGAUGAUUUAAAGAAUAUGAUUCUGUAUUUUAGCACUCCUGAAGUACUCAGAUCUGUUUCGUUCCUCAUAACGAAGUUUGACAAUGAAAUUUACCAAAAUUUAAUCGAAGAAAUCGUGAACCACUUCGAAUCAACGAAAACCGAAGAGAAUAAUGUCGAAUACUCACUGUUACAAGCAUAUUUCAUCAGCUGUUUGCAGCCAGGAACGUUUCCAUACAAAGAACAGUUUAUAAUGGAUUUUAUAUUGCGUCAAAUGCAAAUAUACGAAGAUAAUAUUACUGUUUACAAGAGGUAUGUUGAGUGCUUGCCGAUUCUUGGUGUUAAUUCCUUUGAAAUUUUCAAAAAUAUUCUUGAAACGAAAGAUAUCUCGCAAUUUCUCUCUGAAAGCAUCUUCUGUGCAAGGUGCUACCUGAAGAUAAAUCAGCAGCUCCUAAAUGUCACCGAUGCAUACGCAGGAGGCAUCAGUGAUAUAAAUUGGGUCAGAAACUUUACAGAAAUUUUUGUUCAGAAAUUUUCAGAACUAAUGGGUAAUUUUCAGAAGUUUAUUUUUUCAAAGGAAAUGUAUUCAAAUUUGUAUACAACAGUUAAUCAGAUAAAUGGUUUUCUUGUUCAAUUCAAUCAGAUUACAGAUGAAGAAUUUUUGGCUUUAAUUGGUAUUUUUAAGUUUUUAUUCAUCAAAUCAUAUAAUACCAAGCAAAUUCUUCAGUCUUGUCUCUCAAUCCUGAAUUUAUCUGUUAAGGAUCCAAAGAAAUCUGAUUGGAUAAUUACUGAGAUGACUCCAUUCACGUUUUCCUUCAUUUUCGGAUCGAAAUUUGAUCCAAAUAAGCAAGAAUUCGAAGUUUUCUUGCAGGAGUUUGUUUUUAAGACUCAUGACUUGUUCUUAAAGAUCAAUCCUGAGUUAUUUAAAGAAGUACUCAACAAGUUCUUUGCAGAGUUUGGUUGUCCUGAAGAUUUCGCACAAGAAUACGUCCAAGUGCUUCAAAUUGAGAAGAAGAUGGUUUGGCCAAAAUUAAGAGUAUUUUAUCUGAAAUUGAUGAGUUACAGAUGUUCUGAAUCAUUGCCAAACGGAUUAUCUUAUUAG